This is a messenger RNA of Caenorhabditis bovis, 468 nucleotides long. The record is from the annotation of a GenBank genome assembly. NCBI's taxonomy places the organism in Eukaryota, Metazoa, Nematoda, Chromadorea, Rhabditida, Rhabditidae.
AUGACGUCAAACGAGAAGGGCGAUCCGAGGAAGAUUUACAUUCUACGGGUGGCCAGCUACCUUCUUGGGCUCAACAUCACCGAGGAGAAGCUCAAGAACACACAGCCAUUGGAAUCGUUUGUGGAUUCCAAUACGAAUCUUCUAGUGAUCUCAAGAUCCGAUCAGAAGGUGGAUCUUUCGAAUAAAAUGAAGUCGUCAUCGCCGUCAUCGAAUAUUCUACGGGUCGCGUUCUACAAAAACCAAUCAGUUUCGCUCAACAACGACAAUUACAAGUCGAUCGUGAAUGUGAUAUCGGCCAACGGAGCCCUCAAUCACGUCUUUCUAAAAUCUGUGCAAAAUGUUUUCGGCAAAGAAUUAUCCGAGGGCUCGAAUAGGCAGCUCAUCGCCGCCGUCAAUGAGCUCGAGGAGAGCCUUUUGGCCACCGUCGACUCAUCGGAAGGCAAGCGACGACUAAUUAUGGGUAAUUAA